CCUCUCCUUCUGCGACCGCCCCUCCCGCCCAGCCGCGCGCUCCCCGCCGGCGUCGGCACUCCGCGCUCCUGAGCCCGCACACUCCUUCUCCACCCCUGCUUGGCCUCCCGCUCGCCUUCUGUGCUCCGCUCCCUGCGCGCUGCUCUCAUCCCGAGUCCGCUGCGCGCUGGCUGCCGCCUGGUCAUGUCAGGAUGGAGAUCCGGCAGCACGAGUGGCUCUCGGCCUCCCCCCACGAGGGCUUCGAGCAGAUGAGGCUCAAAAGCCGCCCCAAGGAGCCCUCGCCCAGCCUGACCCGAGUGGGCGCGAACUUCUACAGCAGCGUCAAGCAGCAGGACUACAGCGCCAGCGUCUGGCUCCGGAGGAAAGACAAACUCGAGCACUCCCAGCAGAAGUGCAUUGUGAUCUUUGCCCUGGUCUGCUGCUUUGCCAUUCUAGUUGCAUUGAUAUUUUCAGCCGUGGACAUCAUGGGAGAGGAUGAAGAUGGACUCUCAGAAAAAAAUUGUCAAAAUAAAUGUCGAAUUGCCCUGGUGGAAAAUAUUCCUGAAGGCCUUAACUAUUCAGAAAAUGCACCAUUUCACUUAUCACUUUUCCAAGGCUGGAUGAAUUUACUCAACAUGGCCAAAAAGUCUGUUGACAUAGUGUCUUCCCAUUGGGAUCUCAACCACACUCAUCCAUCAGCAUGUCAGGGCCAACGUCUUUUUGAAAAACUGCUCCAGCUGACUUCGCAAAAUAUUGAAAUCAAGCUAGUGAGUGAUGUGACAGCUGAUUCAAAGGUAUUAGAAGCCUUGAAAUUAAAGGGAGCUGAGGUGACCUACAUGAACAUGACUGCCUACAACAAGGGCCGGCUGCAGUCCUCCUUCUGGAUUGUGGACAAACAACACGUUUAUAUUGGCAGUGCCGGUUUGGACUGGCGAUCCCUGGGACAGAUGAAAGAGCUUGGUGUCAUCUUCUACAACUGCAGCUGCCUGGUCCUAGAUUUACAAAGGAUAUUUGCUUUAUAUAGUUCAUUAAAAUUCAAAAGCAGAGUACCUCAGACCUGGCUACCAUACUUGAUCGGGCUCAGGAUGAGCAAUGAAAGUAGUCAGAGCAGUGUAGUGCUGCAGAGGCAGAGCUCCUGCUCUGAACCUGCCUUCAUGGGCCAUUUUAUGGUCCUGCAGGACUCUGGGGCAGGGAGCUUCGCCCAGGUGAAACCUGCCUGCCAUCCAACUACCUGGACAGAGGUUUCAGUGAAGGUCUUGGUGAAACAUGCAAGUGGGGGACAACUGUGGGAUCUCAUCCUGGAAACUGAUGGCAUGCUGGAGGAGGAGGCCCAUAGACUAUGCAGGCAGAUCUCGUGGACUUUGAAGUACUACCAUCAGAAGGGGAUUGUGCACCUGGACCUGAAGCUGGAGAAUGCCGUGGUGGAUGCCAUCAGCAAUGUCAAACUCAUCAACUUUGACCUGAGCACCAGAUUCACAGCUGGGAAGAAGCUGAAGAGGUCCUUUGGCACUCUCCUCUACACUGACUCUGAGAGUAAUUCUCCCAAACUUUUUUGCCCUAAAAACAGAAGUUUUGACAUAGAUGCCAUCUACAGCGUGAUAGAUGACGCCAAACAGUACGUGUACAUUGCUGUCAUGGACUACCUGCCUAUCUCCAGCACAAGCACCAAAAGGACUUACUGGCCAGACCUGGAUGGAAAAAUAAGAGAAGCAUUAGUUUUACGAAGUGUUAAAGUUCGACUUCUUAUAAGCUUCUGGAAGGAAACUGAUCCCCUCACAUUUAACUUUAUUUCAUCUCUUAAAGCUAUUUGCACAGAAAUAGCCAACUGCAGUUUGAAAGUUAAAUUUUUUGAUCUGGAAAGAGAGAAUGCUUGUGCAACAAAAGAACAAAAGAAUCACACCUUUCCUAAAUUAAAUCGCAACAAGUACAUGGUGACAGAUGGAGCAGCUUAUAUUGGAAAUUUUGACUGGGUAGGGAAUGAUUUUACCCAGAAUGCUGGCACAGGCCUUGUUAUCAACCAGGCAGAUGUGCGGAACAACAGAAGCAUCAUUAAGCAACUUAAAGAUGUGUUUGAAAGGGACUGGUAUUCACCUUACGCCAAAACCUUACAGCCAACCAAACAGCCGAACUGUUCAAGUCUCUUCAAGCUCUCACACCCCUCCAACAAAACUGCCACACACAAUACCAGCGGGAAGGAGCCCUUGAGCGCAUAGCAGAGUGAACAAAAACAGUUCCGUACUUCAUAUUUAUACAUAAAGGACUCGAGGAGAGAAAGACAAUUUAAUAUGUUUUUUUUUUUUAGGGGAAAAAAAAGCACACUUAUAAAAAAAAAAUGUUCUCUGAACGACGUGUACUCUCUAGCUAACAGUAUCUUAGCACCAUGUAUACUAAAAUCAAGACUUUUGUAUUUGUUACUUCUGACCAAGAAUGUCCUUCUGGCUUAGAAGUUAGUUUUUAUGUUUGCCUAUGGAUUUUAAGACUUGGAUUCCUGUUUCCUGUUCCUGUCUGGGUUUUAGAGCUUUUUCUGCUAACCCACCUGGUCGGUUCUUAGCAUGAGGUGAGCUCUUUGCUUUCACACCGUUCUGAGCACUGCUGAUCUGGAGAGGAAGGUGAAGAUUUCACCUAGGAGAAAAGACUGAUCACACCAAGUAUUUAUUCUUGAAAACCGUCUCCCAGCCCAAUCCAGUCACCUGAGCAUGAAGAGAUUCCAUCUCAUGCCAGCCUUCAACAGCCCUAAAAAAAAUAUCUUUUUUUGUUUGCUUGCUCAUUGUCUUCCAAUACCGUAGGUUUUAUUUAGUAUCAUUUUCUUUCUUACAAAAUGUUCUUAUUACAUAGUGUUCCUCUAUUCACCUCAAUAUUAAUUCCAAGUAUGAUAACAUCUUUUGAAAAUGUAUGAUUCCCUUAGAGUGCAUACAAAAUGGAAAUAGCAGUCUUUAAUUUUCACCUUUCAACUGCAUUCUUUUCCCCUACCGAAUUGCUUAUUUUAAAACCACAGCCAGCAAUAUGUAUCCUUUCUCUUAAGCUCAGAAAAAAAAAAAAAGAUAUAGCCACCUGCUAAUAUUCAGUAAGCUAUUAAGUCUGCAUUUUGAGAACAAAGUAGUUUUUCAACAUUUUUGUUUAGUUUAUGGUAUUAAAAAGGAAAGGUCUCUCUGCGUCAGUGGAUUUUAAUUUCUUUAGAAUCAUUAUGCUGUUAAGAGUAUGCCAGCAAACGUUUAUAGAGCUAUUUAAUAUACCUUCUGCUAUUUAAUAUACCAAAUGCUUUUCAGAGAAAUGCAAUUUAAAUACUGUGCGUAACAUAUUUUACUAAGAAACAGAAAUAUUGGAUUAUUGUUCUAUAAUGUCA
Ictidomys tridecemlineatus (thirteen-lined ground squirrel) is the source of this 3322-nucleotide messenger RNA. NCBI's taxonomy places the organism in Eukaryota, Metazoa, Chordata, Mammalia, Rodentia, Sciuridae. The record is from RefSeq and is a predicted model, not a curated record.